Durusdinium trenchii is the source of this 1834-nucleotide messenger RNA. NCBI's taxonomy places the organism in Eukaryota, Dinophyceae, Suessiales, Symbiodiniaceae. The record is from the annotation of a GenBank genome assembly.
CAUGUCUUGAACCGCUUUUGUCUGAAGCGUCAAAUGCCAUGAAUGAAGCUCUCUGAUCUGCGGCCCUUGCCGUCAGUCUACCUGCUGAAGGCUUCACAGAGAGUGUCGAGGAUCUAUGAGAAGCUCGACCUGGGCUUGUACGAAGAGGCACAGGCCCUUGCAGAAGAUCUGGGGGAGGCAGAAAGCUCUACAGACAAGGAGAUCUCUCCCAUCGUCCUCUCCGAUGUGCACCGACUCUGGGGCGAUCUGCGUGGGGCCUUGGACUUGGCAGAGGAGGCUGCCGCUAGCUUCUCCCAAGCUCAAGAGCAGCAAAAGGCUGCGGCUCUGGUGGCGCUCAGCCGCGCGAGAGCGGAGAGAGCAGGUCAGCGACAAGAACCUGAGACGCUGGCGCAGCUGGAGUUGCUGGUCCAGGAGGCACAGCAACGGCUGCACCAGGGUCGGCCCCCUGACCCUGCCCUGGCAGAGGGCUUCGGGCAUUUGCUGGCCGCGGAAGCUGCUAUGGCGACGGAGGACUGGGCGAAAGCCUCCCACGCGGCCAAGGCGGCGAUCGCGUGCUUCAGGCUCCGUGAUGAGGUGGCUCAGGCCGCGGCACUGCUCUUGAUGGGCCUGGCCGGUUUUCAGAGCAACGCACCGAGGGAGGCAGUCUCUGCAGCCAACCUCGCGGCGGCCGCCUGUCGCGCCCAGCGGAAGGUGUGGAUGGAGGCGGCCUCCAAGCGUUUGGGACACCUGGCGCAUUGGCGCUUGAAGGAGACGCAGCAGGCUGCGCAAUUGGCCGAGGAGAUGCUCCUGCUCGUGAAGGCAGCUGGAACUUCUGUGCAGCAGGUGGAGGCUCUGCUGGAGACAGCGGAAGCACACCUGGUCCGAGUCAAGCAGCGGGAGGCCAAUGCUCAACGCAGCUCUCUGGUGGCAUGGGCCUCACGAGCGUUUGACCUGGCGGGGGAGGCCCUCACGCUGUGCGACGCGAAGUCGCUCCGCUCCCAGGCUUGUGCGCGGCUCCUGCGGGCCAAGGCAGCCCUCCAGGGCGGCUUCAGCUUGGCCCAGGCCUUGGAAGAUGCAGAAGAGGCCCGACUCCUCAUGAACGACGUGUCCGAACGCCGUGGGGUGGCCUCGGCUUUGUUGCUCCAAGCUGAGGUGAACUCCUUGGAGGGCCGCACGUUGAAGGCUUCCAGUUUGGUGAAAGAGGCGCAAGCUCUGAGUGAGGACCUGCACCAGGCCGAUUUGCCUGUGUUGCCGCCGGCCGCUGGAGCCUGAGCCGCGGGGGUUUGCGAAACGGUGCCGAAAGGGUGCUGAAACGGUGGCCUACCGGCUCCCUCAAAAGAAGCAUUUGUUCGGACGUUGAAAACCAGGUUGUUCAGUCAAGAGACAAUAGUUGUUCAGUCAAGGCCAUGAGAAUAUGAGAACAACAACUUUCGAUUGGACAUCACCUCCCUCCGCACUUCGGACGCCAGGAAGCCUCCGCCUGAGGCCCGCUUGAGUGGAGCGGGUCCGAGUAUUGGUCCACGUCAUGUGGCCUGGGGCCAUGCUGCUCUGGUCUCACCAAGGCUGCAACCCUGGAGGCGAUGGAUGGACUCGGAUGGGACCAUCACAUCCACUUCUACUUCACAGGUCUUCAGGGACGACCGGCCAGCAAUGUGGUGAGAGGGAAGUAGAGCGAAGCACUGAUCGCAGCGGCCCCGGACCGGAGAAGCUGCCUGGCCCCUUUGGGCGCGUGCGCUUCUCGGCUGCCUGCGGUUUCGACACGGCGGAGCCUUGAUGUUUUGGAGGCAUGGGCAGUAAGAUCUGGACCUCAAUCCGGCUGAUUUGAUGCUGUUUUUCCCUUUCAGCGCAAAGUGAG